AACGGAAGAUUUCUGCGUCACGUCGUCACGUCCGCCAUUUGUGUAAUGGUUGCCGGUGGUUUUGGAUGUGUGAAGAGUUAAGAUAAAGAAUAAGCAGUACUGUUUUCUUCGAAUAAAGAUUAGACCGUUGUUUCGAUAAUUCAUCUUUUAAAGCGAGUUUCAGGCCGGAUCCGGAAGUCAAGUCGCAAGUAUGCCGGGUUUUAGCAGCGCGGGCACUUUCAAAAUAUUUAUCGGAAACCUCGCCGAGAAAACGGCAGUGACGGAGCUGCGUCCACUUUUUGAAAAAUACGGAAAAGUCGUAGAAUGCGACGUGGUCAAGAAUUACGGAUUCGUCCAUAUGGAGAACGAGUCGGAAGGCCGCGAGGCGAUUCAAAACCUAAACGGGCAUAUGUUGAAUGGCCAACCAAUGAAGUGCGAGGCGGCGAAGAGCCGGAAAGCGCCCCAGACGCCAACUACGAAGAUUUUUGUUGGAAACUUGACGGAUAAUACUAAGGCACCGCAGAUCCGCGAGCUUUUUAAAAAAUACGGCACCGUGGUGGAAUGCGACAUUGUCCGCAACUACGGUUUCGUCCAUCUCGAGUCUUCGGGCGACGUUAACGAGGCCAUAAAAGAGCUAAACGGGACUAUGGUGGACGGUCAACCCAUGAAGGUGCAAGUAUCAACGAGUCGCGUUCGCCAAAGGCCUGGCAUGGGUGAUCCGGAGCAAUGUUACCGAUGUGGCCGCGGCGGCCACUGGUCCAAGGAAUGCCCCAAGGGCAUGGGACCAGACAGAUUCCGCGACCGUAUGUUCGGAAGAGAUCCUUACCCACCGCCGCCGCCUCCACCCUUCCUGCGCGACCGCAUGAUGGGUCGAUUUGGGGACAGUUAUGAUGGUUAUUAUGAUAGACGCUUUGAUGAUUCCCGAGAUUUAUAUGAACGUAGAUACUCUGGUUUGCCACCGAGGGGCGAUAUUGGAAUGCGGGGAGGCAGGGACUUUCUCCCACCACCAUUGCCACCAAGACGUGAGCCUUUGCCACCAAUGCCAUCUAUUGGAUUACGUGGGCCACCCUCGAGCAGUCUUAGCAGCAGUAUAAGGGAUCCAGGAUUUUCCCGUGGUGGAAGCGACUAUGGAAUGUUCAGCAGAAGGUCUCCACCUGCUUCAGGGGGGAUGUCGAGCAUGAGCAGAAGUAGAAUGUAUGAGGACUUCAGUAGAGACUCGUUCGAUGAGAGGCGACCUGGGUUGAGGGGGCCUUCACCUUCAAGAAGAUAUGCUCCGUAUUAAUCCCUUUUCUUUGGACAAGUUAAAAAACAAUGUUUUUUAAAUAAUGAAGUUCCAUCAUUCUGAUGAUUAUGUAAAAAACUAUUUUUAAUGUAUGUAAACUUUUUUAUUUAAGUGACUAUUAGGUUAUGUUUUGUAUGUUUCAUUUAAUUUUGUAGAAUGAGGAUAUUAAUGUGGUAAAUAAAAUACUACAAAUUGUAAGAAUGAGUUAAGAUUAAAUAAGAUUUCUCUAUG
Molecule: messenger RNA, 1492 nt
Organism: Anoplophora glabripennis (Asian longhorned beetle)
Lineage: Eukaryota; Metazoa; Arthropoda; Insecta; Coleoptera; Cerambycidae
Gene: lark
Product: RNA-binding protein lark
Exons: 4
Coding region: 191-1261 (356 amino acids)
Cellular component (GO): cytosol
Molecular function (GO): zinc ion binding; mRNA binding
Source: RefSeq, a predicted model, not a curated record